This is a messenger RNA of Hyaena hyaena (striped hyena), 1502 nucleotides long. It is a transcript of the gene TLX2, whose product is annotated as T cell leukemia homeobox 2. Gene Ontology annotation, molecular function: DNA-binding transcription factor activity, RNA polymerase II-specific; RNA polymerase II cis-regulatory region sequence-specific DNA binding. The record is from RefSeq and is a predicted model, not a curated record. The coding region runs from base 1 to 855 and encodes 284 amino acids. Gene Ontology annotation, cellular component: nucleus. Lineage: Eukaryota; Metazoa; Chordata; Mammalia; Carnivora; Hyaenidae. The transcript is spliced from 3 exons. Gene Ontology annotation, biological process: animal organ development; regulation of transcription by RNA polymerase II.
AUGGAGCCGGCGGUCCUGGCCCCGCACAACCUCCCGCACCACGAGCCAAUCAGCUUUGGCAUCGAUCAGAUCCUGAGCUGCCCGGAACCCCCCGGGAGCAGCCUAGGCCCCGGUCGCGCGGGCCAGGGCCAUGGGGAGAGUGCGGCGUUCUCGGGUGGAUUUCACGGAGCCUCAAGCUACGGCCCCGCGGGUUCGCUGGCCCCGCUACCUGGCAGCUCCGGCAUGGGCCCAGGUGGAGUGAUCCGCGUCCCCGCACAUCGUCCGCUGCCAGUGCCGCCGCCCGCGGGAGGUGCCCCUGCGGUGCCUGGACCCUCUGGCUUGGGCGGAGCCGGGGGCCUAGCGGGACUUACCUUCCCUUGGAUGGACAGCGGCCGCCGCUUUGCUAAGGACCGGCUCACGGCCGCACUGUCGCCCUUCUCCGGGACGCGCCGCAUAGGCCACCCCUACCAAAACCGGACCCCUCCGAAGCGGAAGAAGCCGCGCACGUCCUUCUCCCGUUCGCAGGUGCUGGAGCUGGAGCGGCGCUUCCUGCGCCAGAAGUACUUGGCCUCGGCCGAGAGGGCAGCGCUGGCCAAGGCCCUGCGCAUGACCGACGCACAGGUCAAGACUUGGUUCCAGAACCGGCGCACCAAGUGGCGGCGCCAGACGGCGGAGGAACGCGAGGCGGAGCGGCACCGCGCGGGCCGGCUGCUCCUGCACCUGCAGCAGGACGCCCUGCCGCGGCCUCUGCGGCCGCCGCUGCCCCCGGACCCUCUCUGCCUGCACAACUCGUCGCUCUUUGCGCUGCAGAACCUACAGCCCUGGGCCGAGGAUAACAAGGUGGCUUCCGUGUCCGGGCUCGCCUCGGUGGUGUGAGCGACGCCUGCCCAACCCGCCGAGCGCUCUUUUCCGGACCGAGACGCCGCUUGGAGCGCCGGCCCCAGGACCGUGGAGCGAAAAGCUGACUACGCCGUCGUUCUGUGGUAGCGGAGCUUGUGAGGAAGGGCCGCCUUUGAGGCUAUCGUCGAGGGCUCCUGGGCCGCUGCGGGCUCCCGGGCCACUGCGGGCUCCCAGGCUACCGUUGCGCGGUAGCACCGUGCUUAGACGUGGCCUUUCCCGCCAUUUCCCACUCAACUGUGGUCGCACCCCAGCUGGAACCCGAGGAGCCAAGAAGGCGGGACCUGCAGUAUGGGAGCCAAUGAGGUGAGGGGAGGGGGGCGGGCUGGCCAACGGGAGCUGCCCUUCGGAGGACUAUGGAUUCUUCCGAGGGUAGGUUAGUCCUGGGGUUUUGGACCCAAAGAGCAAGCUAAAGGUGGUGCUGGGAUGGGACCGCGGCAGCUCGCACGCACUGCCUGGGUCUAUACCAAAGGUGUGAUGGAAGGGAAGAAGACACCAAUGACAGUGGAAUAACGGAGGAGGUGCGGGAGGGUGAGAGUCUGAUUGUGACAGGAACCAGAGGGUUAUCCACACUGGGCAUCUCAUUCUUCAACUGUAAAAUAAUCGCUAAGGAUACCUUCCUGACU